GGGUCAGUUCCCUGAGCAAAAUGUAAGAUGUGGGCAGGUCUCCGCUGUCUUCCGCCGCACAGUCUCGUCCCCUGGGCCUGGACACCCCCCUCCGGCCCCUGGCAGGUGGACAGAGCCCACAGGCCUGCGCCCGUGCCGCCUCCCUCGCGGGGCCUGAGAAGGACCCGGCUCUGCAGUGGCGGGCGGCGGGGACCCUGCGUGGGGCCCUGCAGGCCUCACCAGAGAACUGUGGGCGGAAACUUCCCGGGUUUGCUCUGCCUCUGGUUGAGGCUUCUCAGCUUCAGAUGCAAAGUCAGUGGGUGUCUCUGAGAAAGACAGAGGAGAGAGCGAGCGACAGAGAGGUGUUCCCCGGGGUUCUGGAAACUAUAAAGAGCGAGCCGGCUCUCCUGCUCCAGCAGACAGACAGACAGCCGCGCGCCCGGCCUGGACACCUGUGCUGGGGGCCAGCCCGACCCCCCGCCAUGCAGCAGCCCCUGAAUUACCCCCCGUACCCCCACAUCUACUGGGUGGACGGCAGCGCCAGCUCCCCCUGGGCGCCUCCGGGCUCCGUCCUCCCGUGUCCGUCCUCUGUGCCCGGGAGGCCUGGGCCGAGGAGGCCGCCGCCGCCACCGCCUCCGCCGCCACCACCGCCGCCCCUGCCUCCGGUGCCCCUGCCGCCUCUGAAGACGCCGAGGGACCACAACACAGGCCUGUGUCUCCUUGUGGUGUUUUUCAUGGUGCUGGUGGCCCUGGUCGGCCUGGGGCUGGGGCUGUUCCAGCUCUUCCACCUGCAGAAGGAGCUGGCGGAGCUCAGAGAGUCCACCAGCAAAAGUCAUACAGCAUCGUCUUUGGAGAAGCAAACAGGUCAACCCAAUCUGCCCUCUGAAAAAAGGGAGCUGAGAAAAGUGGCCCAUCUAACAGGCAAGCCCAACUCAAGAUCCAUCCCUCUGGAAUGGGAAGACACAUACGGGAUUGCCCUUGUCUCUGGGGUGAAGUAUAAGAAGGGCGGCCUUGUGAUCAAUGACACUGGGCUCUACUUUGUGUAUUCUAAAGUGUACUUCAGGGGUCAGUCCUGCAACAACCGGCCCCUGAAUCACAAGGUCUAUUUGAGGAACUCUAAGUAUCCCCAGGAUCUAGUGCUGAUGGAGGGGAAGUUAAUGAACUACUGCACUACUGGCCAGAUGUGGGCCCGCAGCAGCUACCUGGGGGCAGUAUUCAAUCUCACCAGUACUGACCAUUUAUAUGUUAAUGUGUCUGAACUGUCUGUGGUCAGUUUUGAGGAAUCUAAGACCUUUUUUGGCUUAUAUAAGCUCUAAGAAAAGCACUUUGGGAUUCUCUCCACAUGGUUCCUUAUUACAGGCCCUGAAAAUAUGGUCUUGAAUGAGAGUCUUCUUAAGCCCACUUGAGAUCAAGUGAGAAGACAUGAGCCAAGAGUAUCUAGAGACCACAGGGUCCAGCAGAUCUACCAUUCCUCAUCUCAUGAGCCAGAUGGGAGGGGGAAUACGACUGAAGAACACGAGAUUUGGGGCUGCCGUGUGAAAUGCAGAGGCAGGAAGAAGCAGCCACCAGGGUGUUCUACACACUUAAAAGUGUCCACAAGCAUUUUAGCACAUUGAAAAGGACACCUGUUAACUCACCUCUUGGAGUGGGUCUACUGUCUACCUCGGGGUGGCUGUCUUUCAGAUAUGGAUGUGACAUGGGUGUACAAGGGACGGAGAAAGAGGACUAGGCUUGUGUCAUAAGCUAAAGAGACCGAAAGGCCAGUGUCCCAUUGGAAGCAUGUUAACUUCUGAAGGCAGAGCCGGAGCCACCAGGUGACGCUAACAGAGAAGCAAGGGGGAUCUUUGGGGAAUUUGCUCCAUUCCUCACACAGCAUGUAUAUUUCCAGUGCAAUUUUAGGGGUGUGUGUGUGUGUGUGUGUGUGUGUGUGUACUCACAUGUAUGUGACUAGAAGAGUUACAUAAGAAGAGACAAUGUGGAUCUUGUGAAGGAUAUGUUAGGAAAACAUGGGUUGCAUUUAAUGGUAGAUUUUGAAUACCUCUUGGCAACCAACUCAGUUGUCCUUAAAAUAGUCCUCAAGACUCUUUGAUUGUCACCUGUUCAUGCUGUUCUCCUAUAAUAUAACCAGUAUUUAUAUGUUUUGUGUAUUUUAAUAAAAAGAGGAAGUGUAAUAAACAUUAUAUUUUAGAAUACAGGCCAACAUUAUGAAUGUACUUGUUGGAAAUGACUAAAAUUUGUUUUUUCCCCCCUUAUAAUUUCUUUCCUCCAUGGCUUCUUCACUCCUUUUGCCUUAAGGCUGCGUUAAGAAGGACUCACUGGAAUGAACACCGUGAAGCAAAUCCAUCAUUGCCAGACACCCCUCUCCCCAGUCUGUUUCCAUUAUCCAGAGUUUUUAUUGUCUAUAUUAUUGCCAAUGUUAAGCUCACCCAACUUUCAACAGAUUUGGUGACAACUUCCCCCAGGCUUCCCUGGGAGCAGAGCCGUAGCAUAGUGGAAAGGGCACAGACUUUGGGCUGAAAAACAUGAGCUUGAAUCUUUGUUCAUCUACUUUCUAAAUGCAAUCAUGGGGUGAGUCCCUUGACUUCUCUUGGACAAAAAUGACUGAUACGUAUAUUAAGUAUCUGGUCAUGGCAUCUGUCAGUUCAGUCAGUCACUCGGUGAGAGGUACUUCUAGCUCCAGAAAAAGCCACUGACCGGAGGCCUCCAUCCAAGCACCCGGUUUCUCAGGUUCUCCCAGUCUUCCAUCACAAUGACCUUUUCCUAAUUUUUUCAACCUCUCUCUAACACCCCCUCCCCCCAGACUUUGUCUUUGUUAAAAACUAUGGUAUUUCCUUUACAAUUUGAUUUCAGACAUCUUACUUUCCUAUCAUCUCCUAUUAUUCCAGCUUAACUGCUCCAACAUUUUGUCUCCAAAAAUGUGUCUGUUUUUACCACACGAGACCUCUGAUAAACUUGGUCAUUUCCUUACAUAUCCAUCAGCGUCUUCUUUAUCUUCAUUCCUCUCUCUGACGAGUUUUGCGUCUACCCUCUGUCCUUACAAUCAGUAUCUUGGAAAAUUUCUCAAUUCCAGAAUAUUCUGCAUCCUUCCCUGUAUUCCCCUUGCAAAAAUCCCAUUUCCUUUGAGCUGGCAUCCGACAAGCUGGAUGUUGCUAGAAAAAAAUUAUCCAGACAGACAGGCUGGUUUCUGUUUACUUUUAGCUGUCAUCUACUUAAAUCAAUUACUCUUAAUCCCCGAUUUAUUUCUACCUUUUGAUUGAUUUGAGUAAGUAAUACCUGUACAUAGUACAAAUUUUAAAAGGCCUAAAAAGACAUAGGAUGACAGUAAGUCCUGUUUUCAAUCUGUCCCAUGACCCUAUUCCUGUCCAAAGAGACUAUCACGGUCUCCUGACGUAGCUUUCCAGAGAUGGUCUGUGUGUAUGACAUCAGUUUACAUCUGGAUUUCCCAACCUUGGUUCCUGACAUUCUGAGCUGGAUAAUUCUUUGUUGUGGGGUCUGUCCCGUGCACUGUUGUAUGCUUAGCAGUAUCUCUGCCUUCUAUCCCCUGAUGCUAGCAGCACUGUCCCCUCCUCCGUGUGUGAUAACCAAGAAUAUCUCUAGGCAUUGGCAGAUGUGCCCAGGCUGGGGAUGGGGAGACAAAAAUCUGCCCUAUUUGAGAAACACUGCUUUACAUUAGUGAUCACAGAUCUCAAAUGGGCAUUCAACACUGCCUACCACUUUUUCCUCAGUUCCUUGCCAACCAGGUUUUUCCACUGUUUGAGACAGUUAUGUCAUAACUUUUCCUCUUGCAAACCCACCAUAUCCCCUCCUCCCACUAUGGAACCUCACUUAACACUAUCAAAACACAAAUCUACCCACAUCUGCAUGAUCUCUUUCUUUUAUCCUUACAGCGGAAGAGGAGGAUCAUCUCUUCAUUUGUGCAUUAGAUCCAUUUCUAAUCCCUACGUGCCCUAGUUAAAAUUGUCUCUUCCGGGGGCACCUGAGUGACUCAGUGGGUUAAGCCUCUACCUUUGGCUCAGGUCAUGA
This is a messenger RNA of Mustela erminea (ermine), 4002 nucleotides long. RefSeq names its product Fas ligand (gene FASLG). Bases 285 to 1295 code for a protein of 336 amino acids. The record is from RefSeq and is a predicted model, not a curated record. Gene Ontology annotation, molecular function: tumor necrosis factor receptor binding. Gene Ontology annotation, biological process: positive regulation of canonical NF-kappaB signal transduction; extrinsic apoptotic signaling pathway via death domain receptors; immune response. Gene Ontology annotation, cellular component: membrane. The transcript is spliced from 4 exons. Lineage: Eukaryota; Metazoa; Chordata; Mammalia; Carnivora; Mustelidae.